ACUUCAAUCCAAUUGAGAUGACAUCAACAAAGAGGUAGUCAUUGAACAAAAAAAAAAUGGAGCAAUCUAGGCGAUAGCAACUGAUAGGCACAGGAAGUAGUGGACGCGUGGCACGAUAGCAGCAUGUCCCGUCGACGGGACAAGAAAAUUUGGACCGUUGAAGGCUCCUUGGUUGCGGCGCCGUUGACCGGAGCCAUAGGUUACGUGAUUCGAUGAUUGCAUCUAAUCAUCAAUCAUCAGUUAAUUAAUGCAAAAUUCUCGAAUCAGUUGUAACCAUGUUGGUGCUGGCGCUAACUUCCUUUGCACCCGCCGCGAAUCCCUUUCGAUUUCGACCCCGCGCGUUCUGUCGCCGUAGGCUCAAAAUCAAUAACUCUCUCCCACCGCCUCCUUCACCCGCAGUUCCUUUCGAGAAUCUCUUCCACAGCUUAAUAACUCAGUUCCCUUCCGUCAACUCACUCAAUUUCAUUACUCCCGCUCUCGGUUUCGCUUCCGGCGUCGCUCUCUUCUUCUCCUCGCGCUCCAAUGAUUCCGAUUCUACCCUCUCCGACAUCGGAGAGUGGAUCCUGUUCGCGAGUCCGACGCCUUUUAACCGGUUCGUGCUGCUGCGGUGCCCUUCUAUAUCGUUGGAGGGCGAGAGGCUGGUGAGGGAGGAGAGGCACUACGUGAGAGGAGGGAGGAUUGAGGUGCGGAGGGGGAGGGAGAGGGAAUUGGAGGAGCUCAGUUAUCAGAGGGUGUGUGUGAGUGCUGCUGAUGGAGGUGUUGUUUCUUUGGAUUGGCCUGAUAACUUGCAGUUGGAAGAGGAACGUGGAUUGGACACUACUCUCUUGCUCGUUCCCGGCACGCCGCAAGGGAGCAUGGACCCCAAUGUGAGGUUGUUUGUGGUCGAAGCUCUCAGUAGGGGGUUCUUCCCUGUUGUCAUGAAUCCCAGAGGAUGCGCUGCUUCGCCUCUCACCACUCCCCGGUUAUUUACUGCUGCUGACAGCGACGAUAUCUGCAUAGCUAUAAUGUACAUCAACAAUGCAAGACCAUGGACAACCUUGAUGGGUGUUGGAUGGGGAUAUGGUGCAAACAUGCUGACAAAAUACCUUGCAGAGGUUGGGGAAAGAACACCAUUGACAGCUGUCACAUGUAUAGACAAUCCUUUUGAUUUAGAUGAAGCUACAAGGUCCUCUCCUUAUCACAUUGUUACUGAUCAGAAACUCACUGAUGGACUGAUAGAUAUUCUACAAACCAAUAAGGCACUAUUCCAAGGCAAAACCAAAGGUUUUGAUGUGGAAAAAGCUCUGUUGGCAAAAUCUGUACGUGAUUUUGAAGAAGCAAUAUCUAUGGUAUCUUAUGGGUUUGGGGCUAUAGAAGAUUUUUAUUCAAAAUCCAGCACAAGAAAUAUGAUUAGGGAUGUUAAAAUUCCUGUUCUCUUUAUACAGAGUGAUAAUGGGAUGGUUCCCGUAUUCUCAGUUCCACGCAACCUGAUUGCAGAAAAUCCAUUCACAAGUCUGCUCCUAUGUUCUUGUUUGCCUUCAAGUGGUACUGAUACCCACAUGUCUGCUUUAUCAUGGUGUCAGCUUCUAACAAUUGAGUGGCUCACAGCAGUGGAGCUGGGACUCUUGAAGGGCCGUCAUCCUCUUCUGACAGAUAUAGAUGUUAGCAUAAAUCCUUCUAAAGGAUUAGUUGUUGUCGAAGAAGUAAGGUCAAAUAAGGAUGCUAAAGUUGGCACACUGUUGGAUCUUACUCGGUCAGAUGCAUUUAAUGGAUACUCUGCCGAUCCCACUAAAGAUUUGCUUGAAGAAAAUGAGAAUAACACUGGUCUCCAAUUUAAUUCCCAACAAGGUCUAAAACGGAACUUUGAGCAGGAUGAUAUGAAUUUACAGGUAAAAGAUGGCCCAUUACAGCAGACUAGAUCCAGUGAUGCAGAUUUAAUUGAAGAGGAGAAUGUUGUCUCGGCAGAUAGUGAACAUGGUCAAGUUCUACAGACAGCACAAGUGGUAAUAAAUAUGCUAGAUAUUACCAUGCCUGGUACUCUAACAGAAGAGAGGAAGAACAAGGUGUUAACUGCUGUGGGUCAAGGAGAGACACUCAUGAAAGCUUUAGAGGAUGCUGUUCCAGAAGAUGUCCGUGGAAAGUUAACAGAUGCAGUGACUGGAAUUUUGCAUGCAAGGGGCUCUAAGUUGAAGGUAGAUAGGAUUCUUAAUAUUUCUCAGGCUCCUGAAUCCGUAUCAGGGCAGAAGAACCAAGAAAAAUUCAGAGUAUCUGGUGCAGAAGUUAUGGUUGAAGAUCAGCCCUCUGUGAAUCAGAUGAAAAAGACUAGUAGUCCUAUAGAUGGCUCUGAUGAUGCUCCAGGUAGCAUUGGCAAGCUUGCUGAAGGAACAGAAACAGAAGUUAUUCCCAUAGAGAAAUCACCAAAUUCUACAAAUUUAGCCCAGUCUCGAGAAUCAAAUGAUGAAGUUAGUUCUUCUGGUUCUUUAAGGAAGGAAACAGACGAGUCUAAUGAUAAUAAUGACACAAAUGAGGAAUCAAAAGGAAAAUCUGUUCCUGAUAUUGAUCAUAUUAAGAAUGGAUUGGAAACAGGCUCUAAACCAUACACUCCUGGGCUUCCUGAUGGAGCAGGUGGCUUUGAAUCAGCAGCUGUGGGUGAGCAGAAAAGCCAAAACAGUGGAAUAGCUCAAGCAGACCUAAAGGAGGAAAACACUAUCCUGAAGGACGAGCAGAAAAGUCAGGAUUUCUCUAGCGAUCAUAGUAAAAAUACUUCAACUGAUGCAAAAGAAGAACCCUCUUCGCCUUCUAUGUCCUCUGAGCACCAAACAAUAGAAAGGGAAGGUAAUGAUAGUGAGAAAAAAGAUAAUAAGAAUAUGCAGCAUGUUUCACACCAGACCCACUCUAACAAUUUGGCUUCUAAUGCCCCUGCCUUCAGUGUUUCUCAAGCAUUGGAUGCCUUGGCAGGGAUGGAUGAUUCCACCCAAGUGGCUGUUAAUAGUGUUUUUGGUGUGAUAGAAAAUAUGAUAUCUCAGCUUGAGCAGAGCUCGGAGAAUGAAGAAGUCGAGGAUGGAAAAGAUGUUGAACAGAAGAUAGAAGAAAAACAAAAAACUAAUAGGCAAACAAAGGAUUCCAACACAUCUGCUGAUCCUUCAGUAGAUGAUCACCAUAAUGAUAUGCACUUGAAUAAUGGUUCUUGUCAUACAGAGGAACAACCAUCUCAAAGUCUUAGUGAAAUUAAUGGGAACCGUAUAUUCAAUGCUCAAAGUUGUAACUCUAAUGAUCACCUAGUUCAGAAGGAAAAUAAUACAAAUACUCAACUGAUUGACAAAAGAUUUCUCAUUGGUAAAUGGGAUGGACACAGACACAUGGAUAGGAUGCCAGAGUUCAUAGCUGGUGGUUCGUACGGGGGCUCUCCUUACAAUGAAAAUUUCCAUAAAUAUCUUGUUUCAAAGAUUCCUAUCAAACCGCUUGAUUUAGGCACAACAACUGCAUUAUUGCUUGACUAUUUCCCAGAAGAAGGUCAAUGGAAACUUUUUGAACAACCACAAAACAUGGAAAUUGCUUCUUCUCAUACUGAAACUAGUGAAGAGGCUGGGCCCAAGAUGAAGGCUCCCUCCUCUGCAAAAUCUUCUAAUGCAGAGAAAUAUAUUGAACCACCAUAUGUAAUAUUAGAUGCUGAAAAGCAACAAGAACCUGUCAAAGAGUUCAUUACAACAGACACAGAAAACAGAAUGACUGACACCAGUGAUGACAGGUCAGAUGAAUUGAUGCAAUUUGUGAAACAGAGUGUGUUACAUUCUUUGAAGAUGGAAGUUAGUCGCAAGCUGAAUGCUUCAGAAAUGAUAGAAAUGAAGUCAAAGCUUGCUGAAGAUAUGGAACAUGUGGCAAAUGCAAUUUCAAAAGCUAUUGUACAUAGCAAGGUGCAACAACUAUAUACUGAAGAAAGCAAGGUGCAACAACUAUAUACUGAAAGUCAAGGUCGUAAUGUUGAGGGGGCUAUAGAAAAGGUAGGUACUCUUGAAGGGGAGCAUGUCAUUAGUGUAAUUUCUUCCUCCAUUCAGCAAACAGACUGCCUGAGAAAAGUGGUUCCUGUUGGUGUUCUUGUUGGGUCCAUCUUAGCUUCCUUGAGGAAAUAUUUUAAUGUAACUACACUUCAAGAUGAUCACAGAAGAUCUCUGAUCCAUGAUGAUGAGGAAAAACCUAGCACGAAGAAUUAUGGCAAUGAAGGUGUCACAGAGAUAGAUCAAGUACCUGACGAGAAAACUAGUUUGGAUCAUCCUAUUCAGACAGAGAGAAUAGAAAGUGCAUCAAAAGAUACUAGCAAAAAUACUGUCAUGGUUGGCGCUGUUACAGCUGCUCUUGGGGCUUCUGCUUUAUUCAUGCAACAGAAGGAUCCCCAACAAGAAAAUGAAACCGCUGAAAGCUCAUCCACAUCUCUGAAAAUGAAUAAUUGCCAUAAAAAAGAGCCAGAACGACUUCAGGAGGAGGUCUCUGAGAAGAACCAGAAUAACAUAGUCACAAGCCUUGCUGAGAAGGCCAUGUCAGUUGCUGGUCCAGUUGUACCUACUAAAGAAGAUGGUGAAGUGGAUCAAGAAAGACUGGUCGCAAUGCUUGCUGAUUUAGGACAUAGAGGUGGCUUGUUGAGGCUAGUUGGAAAGAUUGCUUUGCUAUGGGGUGGUAUACGUGGUGCAAUGAGUUUGACGGACAGGCUUCUCUCAUUCUUAGGUAUUGCUGAACGCCCUUUGUUUCAGAGGAUUUUUGGGUUUGUUGGCAUGACCCUUGUUCUAUGGUCUCCUGUUGCCAUUCCAUUACUUCCAACAAUUGUUCAGAGCUGGACAACAAAAACUUCUUCCGUAAUAGCUGAGUUUGCUUGCAUUGUUGGCCUGUACACUGCUAUAGUAAUACUUGUUAUGUUAUGGGGGGAAAGAAUCCGUGGAUACGAAAAUGCAUUUCAACAGUAUGGGCUGGACUUGACAUCACCACAAAAGCUAUUUGAGUUCUUGAAAGGCUUGGUUGGUGGGGUCAUCUUCAUUUUUUCAAUCCAUGUUGUGAAUGCAUUACUUGGUUGUGCAAGUUUCUCUUGGCCUCAUAUUCCAACUUCUUUAGAUGCCAUAACUUGGCUAAAAGUGUAUGGACAUAUGGGUCUGGUAGUUGUUCAAGGAACUGUGAUGGCAAGUGCUAUUGCAGUGGUGGAAGAAUUGCUUUUUAGGUCAUGGUUGCCCCAGGAAAUUGAAGUUGAUCUUGGAUAUCAUCAGGGAAUUAUUAUUUCAGGGCUGGCAUUUUCUUUCUUGCAGAGGUCUCUGCAAGCAAUACCUGGACUUUGGCUUUUGUCUAUGUCUUUGUCAGGUGCCCGACAGAGAAAUGGAGGUAGCCUCUUCAUCCCCAUUGGGCUACGCACAGGAAUGAUGGCAUCCACUUUUAUGUUGCAAAAGGGUGGAUUUUUAACAUAUCAUAAUAAGUGCAACCUUCCUCUCUGGAUAAUCGGGAACCAUCCUUUUCAACCAUUUAGUGGUUUAGUUGGUUUGGUAUUUUCUUUGUCAUUGGCAAUACUUCUCUACCCCAGACAGACUUUACAAAGAAAGGAGGCUCAGGAAUAAGUAGAAAAUUUAUUAGUGAUAUCAUUACAGUUAUGAAUUUGGCGAUGCCAGUUGUGUUAAUAUGCCAAAAUUAGAGGUAGCCUGUGGGGCAUUUUGAUUCUACUAUACACAGUAUAAGUUUCUCUUGUACUGUUAAUUGGGGAGUAAAGAAUGAGAAGACAGUAAUCGAGGGGCAUACGAAGAAAGUUGAAACUUAAAAACAUUAAAUGCUUCAAUUCCGAGUAUCUUGUAAAUUUUUCAUUUGGAACCUGGAGGCAGGCAUCAGUUAUGAUGUGAGUUGUAGAUUUAUAGAUUAUAGGUAUGGUGUACACGGUUGACUUUGAAAGUAGAAAAGCUACAAGUUUGUAAAGAGAUUUUUGUAUUUUAUUUUUGUACUUCGUCAGCCAAUCCAAGUGUACAGUAGGGUUACUGUAAGUUUUGAUUGUUGUAUCAUUAUUUAUCAGAACACGAUAUGAUGUAGAGGAGCUAGGAUAUAGGACCAGAUAGGUGUCAGUUUUGUUUUACUCCUUUUCUCUCUCUUAAAUUUACCAUUUUCAUAGGCAUAUUUAUAUUGUAACACUAAAAAUGUUCACAAUGAUUCGUGCUUACUUUUAUGACAUCAAUUCUUUCUUUUGAUUUAAA
This is a messenger RNA of Glycine soja, 6191 nucleotides long. RefSeq lists its product as uncharacterized. The record is from RefSeq and is a predicted model, not a curated record. NCBI's taxonomy places the organism in Eukaryota, Viridiplantae, Streptophyta, Magnoliopsida, Fabales, Fabaceae. Gene Ontology annotation, biological process: CAAX-box protein processing. The transcript has 11 exons. The coding region runs from base 276 to 5570 and encodes 1764 amino acids. Gene Ontology annotation, cellular component: membrane. Gene Ontology annotation, molecular function: metalloendopeptidase activity.